This is a messenger RNA of Rhagoletis zephyria (snowberry fruit fly), 4425 nucleotides long. Its product is annotated as putative mediator of RNA polymerase II transcription subunit 12. NCBI's taxonomy places the organism in Eukaryota, Metazoa, Arthropoda, Insecta, Diptera, Tephritidae. The record is from RefSeq and is a predicted model, not a curated record.
GCAGAAAAUACACACUUUCGGACUAGCUAGCCUCGGUCGAAUUCGGAGUGGGAAUGUUUUUCUCAAAAUGGCGCUCGGACUGUGUAACAACGAGUAGACAGAAUAGGUGACGCGAAAAAUUGAAAAUUAACAACAAGAACUUGGUAUUUUUGUGAAAAUUAUAGUUGAAAAGUGUGCAUAAGGAUUUAUAUAAUAUCGGUCAAUUGGAGUUUAAACUGCAAACAUCAAAUAGCAGUGAAAAUUUUCAGUUUUUACCAAAACGCAACACAGCGAGUUGCAGGAGAACGCGACGAGUCACGCAAGGCGACAGCUUUGGGCAACGGCGCAUAGAACGACCGGUCGAGCCGUUUUGCCGUGCAGCUACCACAGUCGUAAUCCAGCUAGAUACAUAACGCAAGACAAAGUACACAUUUGAGGUGCUCCAUUGAUUCGAAUGCUGAGCGGGCGUUGGAGUAGUACGGGACAAGCAAAUAAAAUCCCCAAACUAGAAAUUUUCGUACUGCGCGUACAUUUCACCAAUCGGAAGCAUAGCAAUCAUCUAUAUAUAUACCGCAUAAACGUUUCUUAAACAAUAUGGAUCCCAAUUCAAGUCCCUGGUCUUAUGCUUAUAAUCGCAUUGUGCCAUCUGCCUCCAGUACUGGUUCUGCAGAAGAUUUUCAACACCCGCACUUGGCGCCAGCACAGUCUUUGUUUCUACAAGCAGCACAUUCAGGCAUAGCUGCAAGCUUCAAUGCCGCAGCUGCGGGCAGCGGCAGUUUUGUGUCACCAUCGCCUAUCAGCGGAUAUAAUCCGGUAUUUCAACAAAUCUACCAUCAUGCAGCAGCUGCUAGCGCACAACCAAAACCGGCACAUUACGCUUCAAGUGCGGUCAAUACGCCCGUACGUCAGAUACAAAUCCCAUCAACGCUGGAUAAACAAUUGACGAAUUUCCAAAAUCAAGCCGCAGUUGCUGUUGUAUCAUCUGCUGCAGCAGCUGCUGCAAAUAAUGCAGCGUCUAAUUAUUAUGGUGAAAAUUCUUCGUCAAGCGGUGCAUCGCCAUCGCCCACAACUUCUGCUCUUACAUCAACAACGCUCAGUUGGAAUACGCCGAUGAUAUCCAAUACUUUUUUAGCUAUGCAACAACAGCAGCAGCAACAACAGCAGCAACAGCACCAGCAGCAGCAGGCACAGCAGCAACAAUUGAAUUUAGUUGCGGAUAAGGUGCAAAUCAAACAGGAGAAACCCGCCGAUCUUAAAACUUAUAAUGACAUAAUUAUUUAUCAGACACAACUACAACAGCAGCAACAACAGUUGCAACAACAACAACAGCAACAGCAAGAAGAAGCUACUGCUUCAAUAGACAGUGAUGGUGAAAUGUACUAUACUAUCGAUGGUAAAAAUUAUAAAAUUGUGCGAAAAGGGCAGCAACAACAAGUUAUACAAGUAGAGCAUAUACAACAGAACGAUGUAAAUGCUACAUAUGCUGCUGGCAGCACAACACCAGCCCUUACCGUUGCAGUUGAUGGUGCAGUGUCGCCUCAUGUAAUCGUAUAUAAGACGGGUGUAGGUGCGGAAUCACCUGUCUUGCGGCGCAACGUUGCAGGUGGCAGCUCACCCGCAUCAACUGUGGCAUAUUCCUCUGUGAUACAAAGUACACCGCCACAACAGCAACAGCUGCAACAACAGCAACACGUUUCCGCGUGUUGGACUAAAAUCGAAGAUACAAAUGGAUCUACGGAUGGUGGUGGUAGCACAGAAGAUGUGAAAAAUGUUUUACAACUUCAAGUAAAGCAGGAGAAUCGUCAAUUGGGCUAUGUUACGGAUAACGAAGUGGGCGAAAGUUUAAUAUUUAACUUGCCACCUGGCCUAGAAAUUAAGCAAACGUUAUAUAAUCCGAAUACGAGUUCUUCUAUAGGUAAUGCGAGUGUUUUGCAACAUACACAACAACAAGCUCAACAACAGCAACAACAGCAGCUGCUUGUACAACAAAAUUUAUACAAUAAUAAUCAAAAAAUGCAGCAACAGCAGCAGCAGGUCGAAAAGCAGCGGCGCCAGCAUAUGGUGGCAAAUAUGCUGGUGUCGCCAACGGCUACUAAUAAUCAGCAACAGCAAACCACUGCCGCUCAACAACAGCAGCAACCACAAACUACGUCUUCCCAAGCGUCACAGAUUCAAAUCAUACCCAAGGUUGAAGUGGAACAACCAAAACAGUUGCCGGCGAAACCGGCCAAGACGCCGCGUAAACGCCAACCCAAAAAGACGCUCGUGACCAACGAAUAUGCGACGGUGCGCAGCCCUCAGCAAGAAGUCGUACAACACCAACAACAACAGCAAGCACAGCAGCAUCAUCAGCAGCAACAACAACAGCAGCAGCAGCAGCAGCAAACGCAACAACAACAACAGCAGCAACAACAAGCUACCUACUAUGACUUCAAUAGUAAAUGGAAUACACCACUGAAGAUUGAGAAUAAUACGCCUUCACCGGUGGCCCAAACGCCAGCUAUAAGCAUACCGACUUAUGUGAACCCACAUGCGGCACAACAACAACAGCAGCAACAGCAACAGCAGGCACAACAACAGCAGCAGCAACAGCAAGUUCAGCAACAGCAGCAGCAGCAACAACAGGUCGCCGCACAACAGCAGCAACAAAUACCACAACCGGCGCAUAUGCAGUCAUCACAGGCGCAAUCACAAGCGCAUUUGACGAAUUUGUCUUCAUAUUAUUCGAGCACAUUUCCACAACAAAUCGCCUCUCAGUACUCGGCAUGCAUGCAACAGAAUGCUGCAACCGCAGGCGCUAUACAACACACGCUAUAUAAUCUCAAUCAACAGCAGCAACCCCAACAGCCGUUGCAACAGUCACCGCAGCAACAGCAGCCGCAGCCGCAGCCGCAGCCGCAGCAACAACAACAGCCGCAACCGCAGCAGCAACAACAGCAAGCGCAAGCACAAGCUCAACAUCAGCAGCAGGCGACCCAACAACAACCACAACAAUCUAGCGCAGAAACCACUUCGGCUGCUAAUGAUCCUAGCAAUAAAGUGAUUGUGCCCAAUAUUGAAGAGGAAUUGGAUUUUCUUACUGACGCAGUUGCACCAAAACAGGGCUAUGCGAACUCUUCUUCAACCACGAACAAGAAUGGACGCAGCGCCACCAAUUUCGGCAUACGACAUCCGCAAACCGAAACGCAAAGUGCUAUCAGCACGCCAGCGGCCAGUUCGGUCGCAAAUAAUGGCUUGGCUGCCACGGCAACGCCCAAAGGUGUUGUCACGCCAGUUAGCGAACGCAAGCCCGUUGUCGGCACUUCCAUCGGUGAGAAAAAGACACAAUUCAUGGACAGCUAUUUAAAGUUCCUGCAGGGCGAGCGUGAUGAUUCACCGCCACCGGCUGUGGUGAAGAGUGGUCGCAAGAUGAACUAUCAGCGUUCGCCGGGUGGCACUGCGGUGAAACGUAUAAAAACAGGCGAUGAUCCAGCAAUCGAUGCUGCUGCCGGCCAAGGAAACGAGCAACAACCGAACCAGCAACAAGCGGAAGUGGGGGACGAACAAAACCCUGUCUUAACAGGGGAUGAUGCACAUCGCAUAAAAAUACUCUCCCAAACGCAAAUAUUACCGAAGAAGCGUCCACAGGCACAUAUGGCAGCCGCCGCAGCUGCCGCUGCUGCAGCUGAAACUUCAACAGCAACAACGACAGGCACCGCAUCGGUCAUUCAGCAUCCAGCUGAACAGCAACAGCAAAUACAACAUCAGCAGCAACAACAGCAAUCAUUCCGGCCGUACGGGCAACAACAUCCGGUGCAGUCGCAGUCACAACAACAGCAGGCACAACAUCAACAACACCAACAGCAACAGCAAUACUGUGCACAAUUGGGCUUUAGCGGUGGUGGCGGCGGCGGCAGCAGUCAAGAUCCACUCACAUUGCCGCCUCGGCGCGAGCAAGGGCUACGUAAAGCGAAACAGACAAGCAUGCACGCCAUGUUUAUGAGUUCGGGCAGUGCCGGUGGCGCUGGUACCAGCGCCUUGGCUGAUAAUGAAGAUCAAGAGCCCGAUGAAUUUGCAGAUUCAGACACAGAUCCGGUGUGGACACCACAAGAAGAGGAUAGCGAUGAUGGCAGCAGAAGUUACCGCCGUAAGACGUCGCGUCGUAAUAAGAGCGCACCGCGAAAAUCUAAUUAUAAUGAACAGUCGGAGCCGCAACAAACUCCGCUAAAUCAACAAGUACAACAACAACCGCAGCAACAGCAGCAACAACAACCACAACAACAACAACAACAGCCACAGCAGGUGCAGCAACAGCAAAAUGUUGAUGGCUAUACACCGAACAAGGCCAAUGCAUCUUCGUAUUCUAAUGCUGCGCACGAUGCUGAUAAUUUCAAGGUAGGAUGGAAAAGAAAAAUAAUACAUCUAAUUGCAGAGAAAUGUCUAACGGUUUAGCUCAGCUAAUCAGUU